Messenger RNA from Ziziphus jujuba (common jujube), 2628 nucleotides. RefSeq lists its product as uncharacterized. Lineage: Eukaryota; Viridiplantae; Streptophyta; Magnoliopsida; Rosales; Rhamnaceae. The transcript has a single exon. The record is from RefSeq and is a predicted model, not a curated record. The coding region runs from base 206 to 2473 and encodes 755 amino acids.
CAAGGAAAUUUCUUGGAUACCCUCCCUCCACUGUAAUCGCCAAUAAUUCAGGAGUCGAAAGAGUCAAACCAUUAAUCAGAAGUAUAAAUUUUGUUUUUGCACAAGACAAAAGUCAGGCUACGCGGUAUAAGACAACCAAAGUAGAUCGAAACCCCUAAAACUAAGAUUGGAAACUGGAUGAGAGUUACAGGUUGAGAGCAACAAAAUGGGUAGACUGGGCUGCAACGUCGACGGCGACCUGAAUGAUCAGAAAUUCAGUGAACCCAUGCCUUGGAUUGGAAUCUAUGUGGCUGCAGCUUGUCUGGCCUGCCUAAUUGCAAUGGCUGCGGAUGUCAUCCAUGGUUUCCGACACCGGAAGUUCUGGUUCCCCUGCAAAUUCUUCUCUAUCAACGCAACUUCCCUGACCUUGAUAGGUGUAGCAAUCAAACUCUCAGUUGAUCUAAACACCCCGAUGCCUCGCCGCCAGGAUCAGCUUGCUAAACUUAGCAGUGCCGUCUUCAUCUGUACGGUAAUGGGUAACUCUAUGCCUUCUUUUGGAAUUAUGGAGAACGAAGAAAUCUGUAUGAAUAUUAUGGCUUUGGCAAUACUAGUUAUCACAGUUAUUGUGAAUAUCUGUAUGCAAUUAGCUACUGGGGCUAUCUUUGUCUUCUGGAAAGAGCAUGCUGCCAUCAUGUUUCUCAUGCUUCUUUUGCUUGUCAUCUUGAGCUUUACUGCUUUAACAGUUCCGACUAUAAAGCAUUAUCUUGAAUACAAGUAUAAUAAGAAGUAUGAAUUGGCUCUAACAGAAUGUGCCGAUAAAACUGAUAAGACAGUUGUUUGCAAGCUUAGAAAGGAUCUGAUAAAAUAUUGGAUGAUGGCUCACACCUGUAGCCCCCAGUUUGUGAUUGGGCGGUCAGUUACAUGCACAGCUUCUGGAGCAUUAUGUGUCUUGAGUGCCAUGAUUUUAGCAGAAGCCAUGUUUCGAUCUUACUUUCUGCUUGGCUCAUUUGAAUUUUGCAUUGGUGAUUCUGACUACAAAUGGUCAACCACCCUAGUUCUCAUUACGCAGACUACUGCUGUAGCAGUUGGUACCAUUGCCCCAGCAAUUAGAUGGUUAUUUGCCAUUAAAUUCAGAUGCCCAAAACGAGGUAACACCAGCUACAAAGAUGAAUUGUUUAAAGUAGAAAUGUACUGGAUCCAGAUACUAUUAGAGAUGAAAGAUUACCCGUUAAAAUCUAAAAUCUUUAAGCUCCAUAGCAGGCGCUGCAGAAGAGCCGCUCAUGCUGCAAAAAUUCAAUUUUUGGACUUAUGCAUAGCAUUGCAGACUUCAAUUGUAGUAAUAAGCAAGGUGAUUCGAUUCAUUUCCAUUUUCCUUGUAAGUCGAGUCUUGAUAUGCUGUGACUGUUGCAUAGAGUUGAAGAAAAAGUUCAAAUUCAGUAACACUGUUUCAAGUUGCUCAGAACCAGCUUCGCAAUCACAUGACAAACUGGAUCUUAGUCGAUAUGUUUUGCAUCUUGAAGGUGAAGAUGCACUUGUUGAGGUAAUGAUGAGGAACAAUUUUGAUGCUACUGAUCAUUGGCUUGAGAAGGGGAAGAAACGAGAGCCCAAAUUUUUGAUAAAAAUGUUAGAGAAUUCUUCAAAAGGAUUCAGGGGUGUGGCAGAGUUUGACAGUGACCAAGUUCCUUCUCUAGUUUGCGAAGAACCUACAAAUAGUUGGGCUCUUCCUGUGGUGACCCUAACAAGUAUUGCACUUGCUCUUCCAGAUGUUAAACUUUGCUCAAGGAAAGAUUUGAUAUGCGGUGUCAAUGAAGGCCUUUUAUAUGUGAAAAAAAUGGAGAAACUCCUGGACAAAAGUGCCAAACUGGCCAAUAUCAAGAAGGCAGCAGAAGUUAUAUGGACAGGAGUAGAUCUUUAUCACAAAUGGCUAGACGUGGAUCUCCAUAAACUAUCACUUCAAGGGACAAGCCCGAAGGAAAUACUAGAAGAACUUGCAGAAACUGCAAAAAACAAGUUUUUGGAACUGAAGAAUGAUAAGAAAGCCUGCUUGAAGGAGAACCCUUUGAAAUGGCCCACCAAAGUACUGGCUGCCAAUUCCAUGUACAGAAUAAGUUGCAAUAUUCUGCUAAUUUACGAAAGCAGAAGCCACCUCGCUGGAGAGCAACUAUUUGAAGCAAUAAGUGACAUGAUCUCUGAUAUACUAGGUGCUUGUUUGACUAAUUUUCAGCAAGCAAUAUCAAUCAAGUGUUUGAGCAGUGCCAUAGAAACGAGAGAAGACAGUGUGAGGCAUGCAGUUUUUGCUCUUGGGAGAACCAUAAAGAUCCUGAAAAUUCUAGAACGUAAAGCACUACCAAGUUUGGAAACUCACCAAAUGGCAUCCAUCGACGAGUGGCGUCUGCUAAACAAGCAAAAGAAGACUUGGCCCUUCACCACAUCAUCAGCCGUGGGGGACACACUUUCUUCCAGCUCAAAUGAUAUCUACCUAGCCAUCGACUAGAACUUUCAAAACCUGAAGUUGAAAACAGAACAACUGAUUCCCAUAUUAGUAAAAAGCUUAGUUGAAGAUCUUUUCCUUGCCAUAUUUUGUGUAAAUAUUUUUAGUGUAAUUGAGGUUUCCGUAUAAAAGUUUCAACGAUAUUUAGUUUUGAGUAA